UACUACCCUGCAGUGAAUUUAAGUCAACAACAUCGAAGUUUUUGUUGGUAUUUGACUGCUUCUCAUUAACAGCAACAGGUUCCUGCCUCCACGUCUGCUACAAAAGUAAAAAUUGUUAAACGUAUUCAGUUUCAUUGUGAAAAAUCUUUGGAAUUGGAAAAUUGAGAUACAUCGAAAAUCGAGUAGUGUAAAUGGAUCUGUAAGAAACUGCUUCAUUGCUGGAAGAGUGUAAUAAUCAGCUGAGUAAAAAUUCAACACAAAUUGCCUGUUGGUAUCAAAAACACGUAACAAACAAAUUUGUAUUAACGGAGUCCUUUGGGAUUUUAUGAAAUUGUACUCGUAAAUGAAUCUAAGAGGAAUUUUUUCAACGCCAAAAAGUGUCAGCUGAACUAAAUUCAAUAUAUAUACGUAUGUAUGUCCUUAGCAGCUUCUUGAAAUUGAAUCAAAACCCAGCGCUCGUAAAUUGAUAUUCAAGGAAUUUCUUCAAUGCCCAAUAAGUGUCAUCGGCUAAAUUAAAUUCAACAUAAUUUUCGCUGUUGUUAUCACAAGUUCCGUACAAAGCAAACAAAGUGUCUUCCUAGGUUAUGAAUUUGGUCUAACAAAGUAUAGAAGUACAAAGGUCGAUUGCAUACAGUUAACAUUGGGCACAUAUCACAUAUUUUUUAAAUAACAUCAAACAAAAACAAAAUGUCGGAAGCACCAGAACAAGACCGCAACUCAAACCCUUUUAAAGCUUUCCUUAGCGGCGGUUUUGGAGGCAUUUGUAAUGUGCUUACUGGGCAUCCAUUGGACACCAUCAAGGUGCGCCUUCAAACUAUGCCACGUCCGGCGCCUGGUGAAGCACCAUUGUAUAAGGGCACCUUUGAUUGUGCUGCCAAAACUAUUAGAAAUGAAGGUGUCAAAGGCCUAUACAAAGGUAUGACAGCACCAUUGACCGGCGUUGCACCAAUUUUUGCAUUAUGCUUUACUGGCUAUGCGCUGGGUAAACGUUUGCAGCAGACUGACGACAAUGCUAAAUUGACGUACACGCAAGUCGCUAUUGCCGGCUCGUUCUCUGGCAUAAUGUCUACGGUCAUAACAGCACCCGGUGAGCGUAUAAAAUGUUUGUUGCAGGUGCAACAAGCAUCUGGUGGUGAACGUAAAUAUAAGGGUAUGAUGGAUACGGCUGUACAGCUGUAUAAGGAGGGCGGUAUACGUAGUCUAUAUAAAGGCAGCUGUGCGACGUUAUUGCGAGAUGUGCCCGCAAAUGCCUUUUAUUUCCUCGCUUACGAGUAUUUACAAGAUAAGAUCAAAGAACAGACUGGUAGCGAGAAGAUCAGCGUGGCUUCGACGAUUUUCGCCGGUGGUGUGGCUGGGAUUUCAUAUUGGGUGGUCGGUAUGCCGGCCGAUGUGCUAAAGAGCAGGCUGCAAACAUCUGCCCCCGGCGAAUAUCCAAACGGUGUGCGCAGCGUUUUCAAAGAUCUGGUGCGUCGGGACGGUAUUUUGGCGCUGUAUCGUGGUGUCACACCGAUUAUGUUGCGUGCCUUCCCAGCAAAUGCUGCCUGUUUCUUUGGCAUAGAACUGGCCAAUGAAGCUUAUGAUGCCAUUGCUGCAUUAUUGUAACGUUACGAAUUUCCUAAAAGACUAAACAAAAAAAUUUGUUCAACACUCAGCUCCAAAUUGUGCACUUAUACCUCUACAAAAUCACAAUAAUUUUUUGUUUAGUAGUAAUAAAUUUCUUUUUUAGAACAAUUAUGAUUUUAACUUUGUUGUUGUAGAGUUAUUAGAAUAGGCUUUUUUAUGCAUCGAUGAAUAGAAAAAAUGCGAAA
Molecule: messenger RNA, 1808 nt
Organism: Anastrepha obliqua
Lineage: Eukaryota; Metazoa; Arthropoda; Insecta; Diptera; Tephritidae
Product: congested-like trachea protein
Exons: 6
Coding region: 688-1602 (304 amino acids)
Biological process (GO): mitochondrial transport; carnitine transmembrane transport
Cellular component (GO): mitochondrial envelope
Molecular function (GO): O-acyl-L-carnitine transmembrane transporter activity
Source: RefSeq, a predicted model, not a curated record